Molecule: messenger RNA, 1643 nt
Organism: Photinus pyralis (common eastern firefly)
Lineage: Eukaryota; Metazoa; Arthropoda; Insecta; Coleoptera; Lampyridae
Product: facilitated trehalose transporter Tret1-like
Exons: 8
Coding region: 48-1511 (487 amino acids)
Biological process (GO): transmembrane transport
Cellular component (GO): membrane
Molecular function (GO): transmembrane transporter activity
Source: RefSeq, a predicted model, not a curated record
ACAAAAGCUUCACGGAGAAGAUCUUUUGCUGGCACUCUUUGUCGAAAAUGAAUCUAAGUUUAUUACCGCAUAUUUUCGCCACUCUCGUCACUGCAUCCUUCAAUUUCCUAUUGGGAAUAGGUGUCAUUCACACGGCAAUUUUAUUGCCGUACUUCGCGCCCAACAAAAAUGUCACCAUGGAGAAGUCGUUCGUAUUAUCCGACGGCGAAAGAACCUGGUUACUUAGCGCCCCCGCCCUAGUGAUGCCCAUAUCUGGCGCCCUGUCUGGAAUUACGAUGGAUACUUUUGGACGGUUAAACGCACUUAGACUCGCAGCGGUGCCUUACGCAGUAUCGUGGAUAAUUACGGCGAAUUCGCAGAGCUUUGCGGCUCUGUUAGUUGGAAAAUGUCUGUCAAGCUUCUCUUAUGGGUGGUUUCUCCUGGGAGCAUCCGUUUAUAUUGCCGAAAUAAGCCCUUCCAAUGUUAGAGGAAUGCUACUUCACGUUAAAAUAGUUUUCACGGGUUCAGGGACAUUAUCUGCUUUGGCAAUCGGUUCCAAGUUGCAUUGGCGAACAGCUGCCUGGAUUAAUUUCGGAUUAACGCUAAUACCCGUUACUUUAUCAGCAUUUUUAUAUGAAAGUCCUUUGUGGUUAGUCAGCAAAGGACGAAGUCUCGAAGCAAGAACAGCCUUGCAUGCAUUUUACAAACAUAAAACGUUUAAAUCUGAUAGGUGUGAUGCGAUAGAAACGAAACUGCGUGCAAUACAAGAGUUCCACGAGCGACAACGUUUUACAGAACUGAAGUUGUUGGAAAAAAUGAGGUUUUUCCUCGAUCCUAGUGGAUACAAAAGGGUUUUUAUGUUAGCGGGUUUACGAUUUUUUCAAGAUUUUUCUGGAACAAGCUACAUUUUUCCAAAUAUUGUACAAUUUCUCAUGGAUUUUGGUACAACCUAUGAUUCAUACCAGGUCGGCGUGUAUAUUGGAAUUGCACAGCUAAUUACGUCUAUUUGUAUGAUUUGGGUAAUGAAAAGACUAUCUCGCCGAUUCUUGAUGAUGAUCAGUUGCGCAGCGAUGUCAGCUUGCAUGUUGACGUUGGGAAUAUACGUCAGUUACAGGACAGAGGAUCUGUCGAAUUAUCAAUGGAUCCCAUUGUUGACAACCUUAUUGUACUUCAUAGCUGCUUUAACAGGAAUGUUCGUUGUUCCAUACAUGGUUGCGGCUGAAGUAUAUCCAACGCACGUUCGUGGAGUGGGCCAAUCUAUUUACAGCAUUUUUUGUUGCAUUACCGAAUUCUCCUCGAUACAAUGUUACUAUUUAUUACAAACCACUGUACACGCGUCGUACCCAUUCUACUAUAUUUCUUUAAUUAGUUUAUUGGGUUGUGUGUACAUUUAUGUAUUUGUGAUUGAAACACAUCGAAAAACUUUCGCCGAAAUUGAAUCACAUUUUUCCAACGAUUUAAGUAAACCAGCAAGCUUCAAGGGAGAGCGACAGGAACUAAAUUGUAAAGGAAAUGAUGUACCACUCCUUUAACACAGUCAACCACGUGGCAAACAUUGAAUUAAAACCUGAACGAAAUACUCAUUUGUAUAUUUGAGCGUCUUGCGUUAUUCAAAAAGAUAUUGUCUAUUUUAUCGCAUAUUAAAUCUGUUGUAUUUGCAGGGA